Molecule: messenger RNA, 1110 nt
Organism: Trametes versicolor FP-101664 SS1
Lineage: Eukaryota; Fungi; Basidiomycota; Agaricomycetes; Polyporales; Polyporaceae
Exons: 2
Coding region: 1-1110 (369 amino acids)
Source: RefSeq, a predicted model, not a curated record
AUGUCGCCCACCAACUCUACCGCGUUCCCGCUCUCAGCUGCGCACGCCCGGGCUUUGUCCCCCGCAAUUGCGGCACUCUCCCUCACGUCCUCGCCUGCUGCCACAGACGAGGAUCGCGAAAGAGUGGCCACCUCGAUUCGCCGCCACGCGUACGAGAAGGCAGUCACGGUGACGGAUUUGUGUCACACAAUUCCGAACAACUACCGUGACGCCCUGAGCGCGGACGUCCACUGGACGGCCGAGAUCACUGAAAAGUUGGUCGCCGCUCGGUCGAGCCUCCGCAAGCUCGAGUCUGCCCUGGCAGACGGCAAAACCCCUCCGCACCUUCUUAUGAAAGUGCCCGAACUCCAAGCUUGCAAGGAGUUUCGGACGGACGGAACCCUCGCGUCGUAUGACAACGAGGUCCGGGCCUCCGUCGCCGCUGGUCAGAAGGCGGUGAUGGAGGCGGCUAUCUCAGCCAAGAAAGCCGAGAUCAGCUUCCUGGAGGGUCGCAUCGACCCGAAGUUUAUCUUCGAGCGGUACAAAGACUCCGUCGCUAAGCGAUGGGCCGAUGUCCGCGCACGUUCUAAAGUACCCGUUACGUCGUAUCGAAACGCCGAGGGGAAACCCUGCACCAUCGAGCAUGCAGCGGGGGUGCACGUGGAUAAAUGGGAGGUUGAUCCCUCAGUCCUAUCAGAGUUUAACUACCUGAUCAGUGACCUGUACCCGAUCGCUCGUCGCUGCAUCACCAUCGUCGAGAUGCGCGACUUCGCAAUGCAAGCGAAGAUCGAGAAGAAGAAGGCCACUGAGAAGUCGGCUGACGUCGAGAUGGCCGACGCGACCAAACCCGGUCCGUCGAUCCAGAGCCUGGUAGACAAAGCUGUCGCCGGGCGCGUCAAGCCGCUUGAGGGGAAGCUGAACAAGCUCUCGGUCAAGGGCGGCAAGACCCUCAACAAGAACCUCGUCGUGCGAAAGACCGUCGCGAAGGCGUCGACCAAGAAGUCGACGGGCCCCAAGCCGGGGCCUUCGAAGAAGACCACCCCCAAGCCGAGCGGCGGGAAGGACCCCAAGGGCAAGCGAAAGGCCGGUACGUAUUCGGCCGCCCUCGCACCCUUCCCGACGCCGUAUUAA